Closterium sp. Naga37s-1 is the source of this 4869-nucleotide messenger RNA. Lineage: Eukaryota; Viridiplantae; Streptophyta; Zygnematophyceae; Desmidiales; Closteriaceae. The record is from the annotation of a GenBank genome assembly.
AUGUACCAACCGCUCCACCCCAAUUCCUCGCGUACUCUCCUCCUCUUCCUCCUUACCCUUCAACCCUUCCCCGUCCCUCCCGGUUUCCCCUCCCCGCGCGCCCCCCCUCGCGUUCCAGAGUGUGACUCGUCGGACCCGCUUUUCUCGCCGCUCUCGCGCUUCGGGGGGGACCACGCGCACCGCUACCACCGCCCGGCGCACCUGUGCUGGAGCAAGGCGGAGAUGCCGUGCUACGCGGGGAGCCGCGGCAUGGCGGCGCGCUCCGAGACGCUCAAGCGCAAGCUGCGCGCGUACCACGAGUACCGGCGCGAAUGCGACGCGAAGGAAAACAUCACGUCUUUAAAGACAAAGCUGCGCGCGGGGAACGCGACGGAGUGCAGAUACCUCCUAUGGCACUUCAAACCCGGCGACGGGCAGGGGAACCAGUUCAUCUCGCUCGUGUCCGCGUUUGUGUAUGCGUUGCUAACGAACCGGGUGUUUCUGCUCUUAACGGGGAUGGGACCGGCGAAGCUGAUGUGCCAGCCGUUCGAGGGCGCGCGGUGGUUUGUGUACUCAGACGUGCCGGACGAGCGGUGGGAUGCCACCCUGGUGGGCAUGCGCAUCGCUUACCAGUACUUUCCUGAGCGAGUGGCAGCUAUCCAGAAUGGCACCAGCGACACCAUGGAUGUACCUAACAUCGCACAGGUGAGCCUACACCACACAGAGCAGAACACAAGCCUCUUCUUCUGCCCCUCAGAGCAGCAGUGGCUGGCCCGCGUGCCCUCACUUCUGCUCCUGGCCAACCAGUUCUUCCUGCCCUCGCUCUUCCACCACCCCUCCUUCCGCCGCCACAUACAAGACCUCUUCCCCUCGGGCCGCAUCUUCCAGACCGUCUCCCAGCUCAUCAUGUUCCCCAACAACCGCCUCUGGGCGGCCAUAACCGACAACAUUCACCGCCGGGCGGCGCCGGCCGCCGCCCGGGUGGGGCUGCAGCUGCGGCAUUGCAGCGCGGAUAUUAUUUCGCAGGCGGCAGAGUGCGUGGUGCGGGUGGCACAGGGGGAUGCAGUGGCGGAGGCGAGAAGAGAGAGGGAGAAAAAGGAGGGGGAAAGAGAGGCGGGAGGGGAGCCUGGUGGGGUGGGGGCGGUGGGAGGCGUGGGGAGAGCAGGUGAGGGUGGUGCAGUGGUGGGAAGUGGGGCAGCAGCAGCAGCAGCAGCACCAGGGACGGAUGGCAGUGGCAGCACGAGUGAGAGUGGAGGCGGUGUUAGUAGGCCGAGCAGCUCAACCGUUGUGCUCGUUGCUGCUCUCUACGAGUAUGCUCCCUACAACCUCUCGCUGCUGCUCUUCCCCAGUGCUCCCUCCUCCCCACUCACAUACACCAAGGUUAUUCUCACAGACAGCAGCAGCAAUGACACUAGCAACAGCAGCGCCGGCGCGGACAACGGCACUCAAACCGGCUCUCUUGCGACACACUCCAGCAGCACCACUGCAAUCACCACAAGCACAGAAACCACCACCAACAUUAACAGCAGCAGCAGCGCGGCUACCCCAGAUCUCACCCCAUCAAGCACAGUGAUCAGCAUCCCUGCCAGCAGCAGCGACAUCAGCAACAGCAGCAUCAUCAGCAACGGCACCUUCUCUCUCGACCGGCUCACCACAGAGACAGCUCAAACCGGGCUAGACACCGAGGUGCAGCACGCCAUCAUCGACAUCUACACCCUCGCCCUCGCCUCUGAUGCCAUUCUCAUCUUCCCCACCUCUACGUUUGGGUACCUCCUCUCCUCGCUCUUCGGCCGGCCGGCGUUUUUUGUCUCUCAGGGCUGCCAGCCGGCCCCGUUGGAGCCGUGCUACCAGCACCCCCCGCAGCCGCACCAGUGCUCGGAUGGGCAGCUAGUGGGAGUGCCGCCGUUUAGUGAUUUGUUUGCGCGCGGCGGCGGCGAGCAGAUGGCGGGCGACGAGAGCCUGGUGUUCGAGACGAGCAAGGGCGUGCAGGUGCUGUCGUCGUUCGAGCAGAUGGGCAUUCGCGAGGACCUGCUUCGCGGAAUCUACGCGUUCGGCUUCGAGAAGCCGUCCGCCAUCCAGCAGCGCGCCAUCAAGCCGAUUAUUGCCGGCCGUGACGUCAUUGCGCAGGCGCAGUCCGGCACGGGCAAGACGAGCAUGAUCGGCCUCGCUGUUUGCCAAGUCGUCGACACGAGUUCGAGAGAGACGCAGGCACUAAUUCUUUCGCCAACGCGCGAGCUGGCGGUGCAGACGGAGAAGACGGUGCUGGCGGUGGGCGACUUCAUGAACGUGCAGGCCUACGCCUGCAUUGGCGGCCGCUCCAUUGGCGAGGACAUCCGCAAGCUCGAGUUCGGCGUGCAGGUGGUAUCGGGCACGCCAGGGCGAGUGUACGACAUGAUCAAGCGCCGCAGCCUGCGCACAAGAGCCAUCAAACUCCUCAUUCUGGACGAGUCGGACGAGAUGCUCAACAUGGGCUUUAAGGACCAGAUCUACGACAUCUACCGCUACCUCCCGCCAGAGCUGCAGGUGGUGCUGGUGUCAGCCACGCUCCCCCACGAGAUACUGGAGAUGACCAACAAGUUCAUGACGGACCCUGUGCGCAUCCUUGUGAAGCGCGAUGAACUCACGCUGGAGGGCAUCAAGCAAUUCUUUGUGGCGGUGGAGCGCGAGGAGUGGAAGUUUGACACGCUUUGCGAUCUCUAUGACACUCUCACCAUCACCCAGGCGGUGAUCUUCUGCAACACGAAGCGCAAGGUGGACUGGCUGACGGAGAAGAUGCGCGCUAACAACUUCACCGUGUCCGCCAUGCACGGCGACAUGCCUCAGAAGGAGCGCGACGCCAUCAUGACUGAGUUCAGGGCCGGCACCACUCGUGUUUUGAUCACCACUGAUGUGUGGGCCAGAGGCAUUGACGUGCAGCAGGUGUCACUGGUGAUCAACUACGAUCUCCCCAACAGUCGAGAGCUCUACAUUCACCGCAUCGGCCGCUCCGGUCGUUUCGGCAGAAAGGGCGUGGCAAUCAACUUUGUGAGGAGUGAUGACAUCCGAAUCGCUGCCGUCGCAGGAGUUAUCGGCGUCGCAAGAAACGUCGCCGGUGCGGGCGCCAUGGCGGGAUCGGCGGUGGCGGUGGGCGGCGGGAAGUCGGAGGACGAGCUGCGGCGCGAGAUCGAAGAAAUCGAACGGCAGCAGGCGCAGGUGGAGGACAGUCUGCGCACAAUUAACUCGCGCCUUCCGCCCAGCAUAAGGCGCGCGCUGCCGCCCGCUCCCCCCGCCAUCCGCGGACAGCAUCCCCGCGGGCCCCGCCGCUUCCCCUUCCCCGGAAGCACCGCCGACCCCACUGGCGGCGCUGGCGGCGGUCGCGCAGGCGGGCUGUCGUUCACGCGGCGCAGUCAGUCCGAUGCGACGUUUCCGGAUGGUGACGUGUCAGGGGGCACCAAGAGACGGCGGCUGAUGUCAGCAGUAACUCGGGUGGGGCCUGACGGGGAGCCCAUAGACCCAAUCGAACCGCGCCGCACCGCUCGCGACGUGCCCGCAGACACCACCGCUCCUCCCCCUCCGCCUGCACCUGCCUCCGCACCCCAAACUUCCCCGGGCGCGCCCCCUCUGCCCGCCCAUGAGCCUGCGCCCGCUCCCCCCCGGCCAGUGAUGCACCUGGACCCAGUGGCUCGGCGCCGCCACCGCAACAUGCUGGGGGCGCUGCUCGUGGGCACACUGCAGCGUGCGCGGGAGGAGGAGGAGAGGGAUGCAGAGCUGCUGGCGCGGAGGGCGUUGAUCCAACAGAAGGCGGAGCAGCGAGUGGCAGAGCAGAGUGAGCGGCUGAAGGAGCAGGAGCGGGAGAGGAUCCUGCAGCAGCGCAAGAGAGACCUUGUGCUGAGGGCGCGGCUGAUGGCGAAGGCAGAGGAGAAGGAGGUGCACCUGCUGGCACGGCAAUGGCACCGCCACCGCUCUCGGCUCUCCGGCUUCAUUCGCACGCAGGCCUCGCCGCCCAUCAUGUAUGUGCCAGCGCGCCCCUCGCCAGCCACUGACAAGCUGCUGCAGGCACAAGCGCAGAGCUUGGAGGAGUGGCAGCAGCAGCAGGAGCGCGAGGUGCAGCAGCUGGUGGCGGACUCGCUGCAGCGCCACCUGGCAGAAGCUGAUAGGCUCAUGCUGCCCCAGGGUGGUGAUGAGGGGCAGGCAUUGGGGGGAGGAGAAGCAGUGGGGGUUGAAGGGGGGGAGGGAGGUGAGGUGAUGGGGGGAGGUGAGGUGGUGGAAGGGGUAAAGGCAAUGAAGGGAGAGGAGGGUGCAGGGUCGGAUUCUGAUGAUCAGAGGAUGAACUCAGUUGAGGAUGAGGAAGAGGAGAGGGUCGAGAUGAAAGAAGGGACUAGUGAAGUGCGGGUGAAGGAAGAGAAGGUAGCAGCGGCUGAUGGUGAGCCGCUGAAAGAGGAGGGUGUGGAUGGGGAGGGGAAGGGGGAGGGGCUGGAAGAAGAGAACAUGUCUGACAAGGGCAGUGGAGGGGGAGGUGAGGAGAGCAGUGGUGUGCGGCAGCAGCAUGCGGAGGAGGCGAGUGGUGAGAAGGGUGGAGCAAGGGAGGAGGGGCUUAGAGAUGAUUAUCGAGGGGAUGAACGAAAGGAGGAAGGUGUGGAGGAGAGGGGUGAAGAGGCGAGGAGGGAGAGGCGGGCAACGGGGGACAAGGCCAGGGAGGAAGAAGGUGGGGGCAGGGAGAAGGCAGGUGGGAGCAGGGAGAAGGGAGGUGAGGGCAGGGAGAAGGCAGGUGAUGGCAGGGAGAAGGGAGGUGAGGGCAGAGAGAAUGGAGGUGAGGACAGGGAGAAGGGAGGUGAGGGCAGGGAGAAGGCAGGUGAGGGCAGGGAGAAGGCAGGUGAGCGAAGGAGGAGGAGAACGCAUGGUUAUCAAUAA